CCCGCAGGCGGGGCCUCCCUGGGAUGAAGCCUGUGGACUGUCUUGUGUUGGGCUCUCGCGGCGCGGCCUGGCCUGGAUGGCGGGACCGGUGAAGGACCGCGAGGCCUUACAGAGGCUCAGCUUCCUGUACCAGGCCGCCCACUGCGUCCUCGCGCAGGAGCCCGAGAACCAGGCGCUGGCGAGGUUUUACUGCCACACGGAGAGGAACAUCGCAAAGCGGCUCGUCUUGCGGAGGGACCCCUCAGUGAAGAGGACCCUCUGUCGUGGCUGCUCUUCCCUCCUCAUCCCGGGCCUGACCUGCACCCAGCGCCAGAGACGCUGCAAGGGUCAGCGCUGGACUGUACAGACCUGCCUAACAUGCCAGCGCAGCCAGCGGUUCCUCAACGAUCCUAGGCAUCUGCUCUGGGGAGACCGGCCUGAGGCUCAGCUGGGGAGCCAGGCAGGGCAGGCUCCACAACAAAGUAUCAUCGGGCCCAGAAUAUCUGCCAUGCUGAGAUCGAGAACCCCUGUCUGCACAGAUCCUUCCUCAGAGCCUGACGCUCCAGGCAGGCUUCCUCCGGAACACCUACAACACCCGCACACAUCUGUGUGAUCACCCUCUGCACACUGCAAGGAGCUUUGACCGCGUGUCCCUCCAACCCGCGACCCUACACUCUACCCCAGCGGCAAUCGGAAUCCGACGCCCCCUUCUGCACCACCGCACCUUUCCGUCUACCCGCCUCCGACGUCUGGCCUCUCUUCCGUGGUUGCCGCGGUCUUCAGCAAUUGUGCUGGGACCCUCAAAGUUGACCAUCCCCAACAGGAGGUGCCCAGGUUCGUCUGGCUCCAUUCCAGUCCCAGUGUUUGUUUCUCCCAAUUAAAAAAAAAAUUUUUUUCAGAAUUCCAAAAAGUAAAUCUUGAAUUUGCUGCCCGCUGGCAAUUAUUUCCGUAACACUUACACUGUAUUUACAGCUAUUUACAUAGCAUUUACACAUUGUAUUAGCUGCUAUAAGUAACCUACAGAUGAUUUAAAGUAUACGGAAGGUUGUACACAGGCUGUAUGCAAAUACUACGCCAUUUAUAUAAGGCAUCUGAGCAUCCACGGGUUUAGGUGUGCAGGGUUGCCCUGGAUCCAGUCCUCCGCGGAUACCCAGGAAGGAGUCUAUAUGCUGCUCAUAAAUGAAACUGUUCUGAGCGUGUCGUUUUCCAUACAUGGAUAAUAAAUGAAUUUUAAAUUGGGGUUGAACAUGAA
Camelus dromedarius (Arabian camel) is the source of this 1231-nucleotide messenger RNA. RefSeq names its product ribonuclease P/MRP subunit p21 (gene RPP21). Gene Ontology annotation, biological process: tRNA processing. NCBI's taxonomy places the organism in Eukaryota, Metazoa, Chordata, Mammalia, Artiodactyla, Camelidae. Bases 77 to 592 code for a protein of 171 amino acids. The record is from RefSeq and is a predicted model, not a curated record. Gene Ontology annotation, cellular component: nucleolar ribonuclease P complex. The transcript has 6 exons.